Molecule: messenger RNA, 884 nt
Organism: Dioscorea cayenensis subsp. rotundata (Guinea yam)
Lineage: Eukaryota; Viridiplantae; Streptophyta; Magnoliopsida; Dioscoreales; Dioscoreaceae
Product: 50S ribosomal protein L7/L12-like
Exons: 1
Coding region: 47-613 (188 amino acids)
Biological process (GO): translation
Cellular component (GO): ribosome
Molecular function (GO): structural constituent of ribosome
Source: RefSeq, a predicted model, not a curated record
AAUGAGGUUUUAGACUAGGGUUUCUCUUCCGGUGCUCUUUGUCACUAUGAGCCAUUCUCUCCGUCUUCUCCGGCUUGCUCGCCGGAACCCUAGCCCCUUGGAUCACCUCCAUGGGAUUCUCCGGCCGGGGACGCCGCCAUGGAGGUUAUGGAGCUCCGCCUGCGAGUCAACCUCCGCUUCGAAUCAGCCCAGCCAGCGUGUCUCCGCCCUUGUGGACGAGAUCUCUGGACUUACUCUCCUCGAGGUUGUGGAUCUCACGGAGGUCCUAAGGAAACGAUUGGGUGUUGAGGAAAUGCCGUUCAUGGCCGUGAUGGCGCCGGGAACGGGGGUUGGAGGUGGCGGCGGGGGGCUAGCAGGUGCCAACGCGGUGGCGGAGAAGGUUGAGGAGAAGAAGGAGAAAACUGCAUUUGAUUUGAAGCUUGAGAGUUUCGAUGCUGCUUCUAAGAUUAAGAUCAUCAAAGAGGUUCGAUCGUUUACCGAUCUGGGUUUAAAGGAGGCCAAGGAUCUGGUGGAGAAGGCUCCUGCAGUGUUGAAGACGGGGGUGCCGAAAGAGGAGGCGGAGAAGAUUGCGGAGAAGUUGAAGGAGCUCGGCGCAAAGGUCGUCUUAGAAUGAGGAGGUAGGUUUGUUUCUUGUUGCAAGUUGUGAUCUUUUUCGAUGAUUUUGCUACCUUGUAUUAAUAGAGGUGGAAUCAAGAGGAGAGAUGAAUGUUUUCCAUUUUUCCUCAAUAAUUUAGCGUUCAACAUACUGUAAUUGGAUUUCUAUUGGAGAAUUGGGAAGCUUGCAGCAGGUUUUCUCCAUUGCCAAAUUUCCAAAUUUUCUUUUUUGUGCGUGGAAUUGUGAAGUCUAAUUAGGAAUUUAUUUAAAAAAGAAAUUUUGUUGGGAA